This is a messenger RNA of Daucus carota subsp. sativus, 2927 nucleotides long. Its product is annotated as probable disease resistance protein At5g66900. The coding region runs from base 127 to 2607 and encodes 826 amino acids. Gene Ontology annotation, molecular function: ADP binding. The transcript is spliced from 5 exons. The record is from RefSeq and is a predicted model, not a curated record. Lineage: Eukaryota; Viridiplantae; Streptophyta; Magnoliopsida; Apiales; Apiaceae. Gene Ontology annotation, biological process: defense response to fungus.
AACGACUCAACUUGUCUCGGCGACCUUUCCAACAACUCAUCUCAAUCCUUGUUCAUUCUUCAUCUCUAUAAAACACAUACAUGCUUACUUAAAAUGAACACUUUCUCUUAGAUUCCUCAACUCAAAAUGGCUUUCAUAGCAGACGCAGCUCUAGGCACAGGCAUAAGCGAGCUCCUCAAAGUCGCCAUAGCCGUCGCGAAACAAACCUUAGCUUUCAAAACCAAUCUCAAAUCCCUAGUCAAAACCCUUCAAUCAGUCAAACCCAUCUUCCACGAAAUCGAGAAGCUCCACAAGGUUCUUGAUCGGCCACAAGACGAGACUGAUCGCUUCAUCGAGCAGCUGCGCAGCGGAGUCGAACUCGUGGACAAGUGCAGCACAAUUCCGUGCUGGAACAAGUACAAACAGUACAUUUACUCGAACAAAUUAGUUAAAUUAGAUAAAGAUGUAGUCAAGUUUUUUCAAAUAGAAGCUCAGGGGUUAGCGGCUGUGAAUAGUUUGAGGAGUGUGGUUGGGAUUCAGGAUAGUAAUGAUAAGCUGGACUUGAUUCUUAAGUAUUUGAAUAUUAGUGAUUCGGGGUUUUCGUUCUGGGGAAGUGUCCCCGGGGUUCCUGAUGGGGUGGUUGGGUUUGAGCGGCCUUUGAAAGAGUUGAAGGAGAUGUUGUUGAGAGAUGAGGAGAAGGUUAAAGUGGUUUCUGCUCCUGGAGGAUGUGGGAAGACCACUUUGGUGAAAAUGCUCUGUCAUGAUCCUGAUAUCGAAAAUAUAUUUGGCAAGAACAUACUGGUUGUGACUAUUUCAAAAUCAGCCAACAUCACUGUGAUUGUUGAGAAGAUAUUCAAAUGCCGAAUGCCUGACAAUAAACUGCCAGACUUCCAAAAUGAUGAUGAUGCAAUCAAUCACCUGGAAUACUUGUUGAAGCAAAUAGGUCCAAGUCCUAUACUAUUAGUGUUGGAUGAUGUAUGGCCUAAUUGGGUAUCUCUUAUCGAUGACUUGACCUUCUCAUUACCAAAUUAUAAGAUCCUAGUCACUUCUAGAUUCUCUUUUCAAAGAUUUGAACCUGUAUAUAAUCUUAAGAUUCUAAAUGAUAAAGAUGCCAUGACUCUUUUCCGCCGUUGUGCGUUUCCAAAAGAUGGGAAUUCUAAGAUUCCAGAAGAUCUUGUGGAAAAGACUGUGAAAGGUUGCAAAGGAUUUCCUUUGGCCCUUACAGUGGUUGGACGGUCACUUUAUGGGCAUCCAGAGGUGACAUGGAGACUUAAACAAAGAAAAUGGUCUGAUGGUAAAUCUAUUUUGGACACCGAGAGAGAAUUGCUUGAUUGUCUCCAAACUAGUUUAGAUGCCUUGGAUGAGAUGAAUGAGAGUUCAAUAAAGGAUUGCUGCCUGGACUUGGGAUCAUUUCCCGAGGAUCAAAGAAUUCCAGCCACCACUCUCUUGGAUAUGUGGGCAGAACUGUACAACCUUGAUGAUAAAGACAUGGAUAGCUUCAGCAAUCUCGUUGAACUAGCAUUCAGAAAUCUAGUUAAUCUUUUCUGCACAAGCCAUAAAGGAAAUGAGGUUGACGGCUAUUGCAAUGAAAAUUACGUCAUGCAGCAUGAUCUGAUUAGGGAUUUAACCAUCCACCAGAGUAACAGAGAACCGAUAGAGCAGAGAAAAAGGUUGAUUAUAGAGAUAACAGGGAAUGACUUUCCUAAGUGGUGGACUGAAGGAGCAGGCCUACCAAUCCAUGCACGCCUCUUGUCGAUUUCCACAGAUAAAAAUUUCUCCUCAAGCUGGCUUCCCUUGAAACUCCCUGCAGCCGAAGUUGUGAUACUUAACUGCAGUUCAGGUCUGUACACCAUACCACAGUUUAUUGGGAGUAUGGAUAAACUGAAGGUUCUCAUUGUCACAAAUUAUGGGUCUUCCUUCUCUAAGCUAGACAACUUUUAUUGUCUUGGAAGUUUACCCAUUCUAAGGCGAAUCAGAUUAGAACGAGUUUCAUUAUCUUCCCUCAGCACGUCCUCAAUCGAGUUGGUGAACCUGCAGAAGAUAACUUUUACUAUGUGUGAGAUCGGCGAGGCAUUUGAGAAUGGUACUAUGGACCUCCCUCGCAUCUUCCCUAAUCUUCUGGAACUUGAGAUUGACUGUUGUGAUGACUUGAUGAAAUUGCAUGUUGGAAUCUGUAAUGUUGUCAGUCUUAAGAAGAUCAGCAUAACUUACUGCAAUGAGCUAUCUUCACUUCCAGAGGAGAUCGGCAGGCUCAGAAAUCUAGAAGUUUUGAGGCUCAAUUCUUGUACAAAGCUAUUAGAGUUACCAGAGUCAAUUGGAAACCUCCAAAAAUUAACAGUUCUUGAUAUAUCUGAUUGUUUAAGCAUAAGUAAUUUGCCAAGAACAGUAGGCGAGUUGUGUGCUUUAAAAAAGUUUCACAUGAGAGGCUGCCAAGGAUUGGCAGACCUACAUAAGCUUCCCUCAUCCGUAAAAGAUCUGACGCUAUUAGAGAAGGUGAUAUGUGAUGAAGAAGCCAGUCAUCUAUGGAAAACAUAUCGAAGCCAUUUGAAAAAUCUGGUAGUCGAAGAGGUAAAGGAAGAUGCAUUUGAAAGCCUUAUGAGGGUCAUCUCACCAAUUCAGCAUUGUUGACACAGCAAAAGAAUGUGGUACAGCGUCUAGAUUUCUGAAACCAGAAGUUCUGAUUGUAUACUACUGGCAAGUGUAGGUUCAGUUUUCAUUGUUAUUGAUAAAUAUGUGUAAAUUCUACAUAGUAUCAAUGCUAAACUGUAAAUCAGUAGCUCUGGAACAGCAUGACUAAUACCCCAUUUGCGAAAUAGAAUGUACUGGAGAACCUGCAGUACAACGAUCUGACAUUGUAUAUAGAAUGUAGUAAAAUGUCAUUCAGAAUAAUCUCCAGGUUUCCAGAUGCUAUUGUAUUUAAUUAAAGUUGGUUCUCUUAUAUUGGGACA